GUCGGCCUGUUCCUACGCAGGGCCACCGACGGGGCUCACCGAGGGCCGUCUGGGCGCGAGAGGCUCCCGGGAGGGUCUCGCUACUGGAUUGUCACACGUGAUUACAACGGUCACCUUUUGGAGCCGGUGGGUGUCUUUACUCGCUUUGGCGACUGCAAGUCUUUGGUCAAGCGAGGCAGUGACCUCGGCAUGUCUGACGAAGAAGAAGGGAGGCCGCUGAGCCCCCGGGACGCCCUUGCUUCGGGCGACGGCUUCGAGGAUUUGGAAUGCCCUUUGGCUAUGAUUCAGUGCGGCACUGCCUCCGAUGGGGCCGAAGUCCUUGUGGCCGCUGUGCUGGUGCGGGAGCUAGAUGGAAGGCUCGUUUUGGCAGUGCCUUCAUCUGCUUGGCAUCGCAAAGUGCAACGGCGAACCUUGCCCAAGGGGUUCAUGGCCAGAGUAGGAGGCGCCGAGGUUCUUGCAUGCGCCAGCCUUGCCAGGAGGGACUGCCUCGAAGGAUCCACAAUCCGAGUGUGGCUGGGGCUUGUGGACCCGCAGGCCGAGGGAUCAAUCAGCGUACCCGACGAGCUGCCCGAGGAUUGCAUAGGGUUCGGCAGAGCAGCGUCUGGGGAGGACUUACUUCCCUUUGUGCCUUCCCUUCUGGCCGCCUGCAACGAUCAUUUCUCCUUUGCCUCGGCCGAGUCGGCAAAGUCUGGGACCGAGAAGGACAUCAUGGGCGAAAGGCUCCGUCGGCUGGAAGAAGCGGUGCUCUCCUUGACAAGGGGAGCUCAAGCCAAGUCCACGGCGGCAGCGCCCAAGGCUCGGGCCAAGAAGGCAGCGUUGAAAGGCACCGCCGCGGCUACUGCCCCGCCCACCGAGGUGGGUUUGGACCCCUCCGUGGCAGCAGCUGCCCGAGCCGCAGGAGUGUCCGAUGCGGCGCUGUCAGAGAUGGAAGGGUUGCUGCGACGAGGCCGCGGCAGCCGGCUCAAGGGGGAACCCCCAGCGGCCACACUUGGGGCCGGCCUGGGCCUCGACGAGUCCGAAGGGGAGGAGGAGCUUGGGGACGAAGAGCUUGGAUCGGGCGACCAGCCGGGCGAGACGGCGGCGUUGCUCCAUCCGUCCUCCGGGCAUGGCCAGGCGGAAGCGUUCGCAGCAGCGAUGUUCCGCAUGAUGGAAGGGUAUCACAGGAGCUCGGCGAAGGGAUCCUCAACUUUGGAGCGUGCCCUCGACGGCGCCGGAAGUGGUUCGGGCGAGGGGCCAGGGUUGCCGGGAGCGAGGCGGAGCUCUGCUGCUCGCAAGGCUCUGCGAGACGCUCUUUCUGCGAAUCCGGCGGAGCUGAGCAAUGUGAUCGAGACGUUGAUGGCAGAAGAUUUGGCAUCUGCCUCACCGGGCGUCGCUGUCCCCGGCCAGACAUCAGCGCGAGCUUGGACGGAGCACAGGUCGAAGAUAUCGUCGCAUGCCACGGUUGUUUGGGCCUCUUGGAUCAUAGCGGGGGCAUUGGACUGUCUAAGGACCAACCGCCCUCAGCAAGCGAGAGCACGGCUCAACAUCGGAUUGCUCAUGUUAGACCAAAUGAGCAUAGACCACGGCAGCUGGGUGUUGUCCGCCGAGUUAGCGCUCGAGGUCGGUCCGCCGUUCCAUGCAUACCGCCAGCACGAGCACCAUCAGUCGGGGCAGGUCUACAGCCGGCUGUUGGACCCCAGGUGGGCGGAAGUUGCGAUCGCCCACCUGAAAGACCAGGCGGACUUCGUGGAGAAAAGGGCUCGCCUCAACAAGGGCCGCCUCGGACAGCCGCCCAGGGACAACGCCGCGGACGAGCAAGACGAGGAUGUUCAGGCUGGCCCUGGGCCGAGCGGAUCCGUGCCGGGAGCUCGUGCCCCAGACCUGUCGGUUUUUCAUCGUCAAUGCGGGCGCCGCGGCUGGAAGCUCAAGUACAUCAGCCUGGCCGUUGCUUGUUUGUCUUGGUUGUUGGAGGCGGCCGCGUUUGGCGUGCAUUUUCCGUUUGAGUUUUCUGCCGCCGACCUUGGGCGGCACGCUGCGAAAGUUGAAUCCCAGACUGAUGUCCUGUCCGCCCUCGGCCGCGCCGCUGAGUGCUUGGGCCGGGAGUGGGGUUAUUUGGGGUCCGGUGAGGGUUUUCGCUUUGACACGGCUGCCAGUCAGCGCAGCUGUGAUGAGGCCGCUCCCUCAUCGGCUGCCUACGUUAAGAGCCCCUCGCUGCCUGGCCCUGGCCCAACUGUGGCCCGUCCGAUUGUGGCUGAUAGGAUCAAGUUGCCUAGAGCACCCUUGUUUAGGCCCCAGGAGUUCAUGGACGCCCGGACUGCGCACCGCUACAACAAGCCUCUGGACUAUGCUCGCGACCCGGCAGGGUGCCCCGCGCCACCGAGAGUCAAGGUCCUCGCCACUGUGCCCGAGAAGUUGAAGCUGUACCGCAACCUCGCCGACACCAAGCGACUUGUUCCCCUUCAGGAGCCUCCGGAGAGGCGAGGGUUUGGGGCUGGCCUUUUUGCCGUGGGCAAAGAUGCUGCCCGGGACCGCCUGAUACUCGAUGCAAGACCCGCCAACGGUCUUGAAGAUGGUGGCUCCAGGUGGUCGAAGACGCUCGCUUCGGCGGUUGCUGUGACAGGGCUCGUGCUGCCCAGGGACCGCACCUAUCUGUUUUCAGGGGCGGACCUUAAGGAUUGCUUUUACCAAUUCAUUGCCACUCCGGACCGUGUCGUGCGCAACAUGCUCGCGGACCGGCUGUCGGUGGAGCAAGCCGGGUUCGUUUUUAGGCGGCCCAUGCACGCACAUGCCGAUGAUAAGGGCUUCGUACACAUCGCAUUCGCAUCUCUCGCCAUGGGCGAUUGUGGGGCUUGCGAGUACGCACAGUGCUCUCACCUUGGGGUUUGUGUGCAGGGUGGGGUGGUUAGGCCUGGUGAACUUUUGGUGCAUGCAGCUUCGCCCCCGAGGGGCCUCCUCAGCAUCGGCUUGGUCAUCGACGACCUCGUGUGCUUAGACCAGGUGCUUUCCUCUCAGGUCGCCCGGGUCUGCGCGGGUGAUGUUCCAGGAGCGGGGUCCUCCAGGCUUGACGCGGCGCUGCAGGCUUACAGGAAGGCUCCCCUCGAAGUCUCCGACUCGAAAGUCUUUCGCAACAAGGUGCAGGCGAGCUUCUGGGGCAUCACAGUCUGUGGUGCGAGCGGGUGGCUCAAACCCAACCCGCACCGCCUUUGGCCUCUGAUUCUUGUGACAUUGCGCACCGUCGAGCUAGGGCUCGCUACGCGGCACCUGCUGGAGUCGAUCACCGGGUGUUGGAUCUCCGUCUUUGUGCUCAAAAGGAGGCUCCUAGCCGCCAUGGAUCUAGUCUUCAAGGCAGCGGCCGGCGAGCACAACAGCGUCAUCAGGCUGUCCCCUGAGUUGCGGGCCGAGCUCUCUUCGCUCGCCCUUCUCGGGCCCUUGUGUGCUGUGAACCUGCGGGCCCCGGUUAUGCCUGAGAUCACGGCCACCGAUGCGUCCAGCACGUGGCAGGCUGCCGUGCGGGCCACCGUGCCGAGACCCGUCGCUCACGAGGCUUUUCGGCAAAGCGUGCAGCGGGGAGCUUGGACUCGUCUGUUGUCGCAGCCGGGUGCGUGGCUGAGGGAACAUGACAUGCUGAGCGAGGCGAACGAGCUUCCAGGCGGUGACGUGUAUCAGGCACUUCCUCUUUACUGCGGCCUGGCCACUGUUCCGGCCUACCGCGAACUUUGGAGGCGCAAGUAUUCUAGCCGCGUGCACAUCAAUAUUGGUGAGCUUGAAGCGUUCUUGAUUGAAGAGGCCAGGUCAGGUGCCCGUUCACCCUGCAGCCGACACGUGUUUGCCCUUGACUCGCAGGUCGGAAUAGGCUGCGUGGCCAAGGGGAGGUCAGCCUCGCCGAGAUUGAACGAGCUCCUCGCUCGCUCAAUAGCGCCGGUGCUGGGAUUUCAGAUCCAAACGGCAGCCAUCUAUUAUCCGAGCUCCCUGAAUCCGGCUGACGAUGGUACGCGUCAUAAGCAAAUUCGGCCCCCUGCCGCUGAGGCUCCCUCGUGGUGGGCGCCUCUCACCCGCGGGAGCUGUUCCGCCCUUGAGCGUGCCACCAUUGAGGCCGGGUUCGGGCCGGACGGUGAUGAAUUCGACCAAAAUCAGCUACUCGAGCUCGGUGGCCGCCAUGCCUCCCGUAUGCAACGACGCCACCGGGAUGCCAUGUUUGCGGGCGAAGGGGGGCAACCCAGCGCCUGCAUCUCUGCUGCUGCAGGCCUUGAUGCCGUCUGGGCAUCGGUGAAAAGCGAAGCCUCUCACGAUGACCUCGUGGCCUUCCCUCGGCAACUCUACGCCUUUAAGGCUUCCGGUCUCGACCUCAGCCUGCCUGGAGCUUUGCUGCUGUUUGGGGGCAGGAAUGGCCUAGCUAGGUGCUUUCCUUGCUGUGUGCGCUGCGCCGGUUGCGAGUUCCAUGUCCCGCGCGUCGUGCCGCAUGCCCCGUAG
Messenger RNA from Symbiodinium sp. CCMP2456, 4449 nucleotides. Lineage: Eukaryota; Dinophyceae; Suessiales; Symbiodiniaceae. The record is from the annotation of a GenBank genome assembly.